Messenger RNA from Pygocentrus nattereri (red-bellied piranha), 1618 nucleotides. RefSeq names its product free fatty acid receptor 2-like. The coding region runs from base 9 to 986 and encodes 325 amino acids. Lineage: Eukaryota; Metazoa; Chordata; Actinopteri; Characiformes; Serrasalmidae. Gene Ontology annotation, cellular component: plasma membrane. Gene Ontology annotation, biological process: G protein-coupled receptor signaling pathway; cellular response to fatty acid. Gene Ontology annotation, molecular function: G protein-coupled receptor activity. The transcript has a single exon. The record is from RefSeq and is a predicted model, not a curated record.
AAGGCACCAUGGAGUGGACAAAUGAAAUGAGCAUCCUGGUCCUGGUAGUUUAUGGCUUCACGCUGAUUACAGGCCUUCCUGCCAACAUGCUGGCCUUCUACACCUUCACUCGAAAGGUACGGCAGAACGCCAAACCCAUUGAUGUGCUCCUUCUCAGUCUCACCAUCUCGGACUUGAUCUUCCUCUUCUUCCUCCCCUUCCGCAUUCAAGAGGCGGCAGAAAAGCAAUGGAAAAGGAGUUACUUCUUCUGUACACUAUCAAUUUUCUUCUUCUUUGCCACGAUUUACAACAGCGCCUUUCUCUUGACGGCAAUCAGCGUGGAACGCUACCUCGGAGUGGCGUUCCCCAUCAGGUACAAGGUCAAACGUCAUCCCCGCAAUGCUGUGAUAGCCAGCAUCAUGUUUGGGGCGAUAUCUUUGGCGCACUGCAGUAUCAUCUUCAUCACGCAGUACUAUGAUCACACCAACAGUACUGUGGUUGCUCUCUCACAACGCAACACCUGCUACGUGGAUUUCAGUAAAGAACAGUUGCAGGUCCUUUUGCCUGUCCGUCUGGAGCUGUUUGUGGUUUUUUUCUGCAUCCCUUUCAUCAUCUGCUGCUUCUGCUACAUCAACUUCAUCCUCAUCCUCUCCCGACUGCCCAACAUCAAUCCCAAGAAGCGUUUCAGGGCAAUCGGGCUCGCUCUCGGCACUCUCCUCGUCUUCAUCGUCUGCUUCAUGCCCUUCAGCGUUUCCCACUUGGUGGGUUUCAUUGGUUGGUACAAUCCAGAUUGGAGAGUGUACGCAUUGCUCACCAGCACCUUUAACGCCUGUAUGGACCCCUUCAUCUUUUACUUCUCCUCUUCAGCACUCCGGGAGACGCUGAAACUCUUCACGCGAAGACUCAUCAAAAGGCUGCCCUAUUGUCCUAAAGCUGUUUGCUGCCCCCGGAUAAACUGCGCCUAUAUUGAGGAGAGCACACAGAGCUCCACUAACAGCUUCCGCUAGAAGACCAUUCCAAGAUUGCUCUUAUUCCAUAUUUCUUUCUGGUAGUAUUCAGACCGUUAAGACCAUUGGCCAAAAGAAACACUAGACCAAGUUGAAACCUCAGGUCUAAGCUCACAGUAGUACAGUUAGGUCAGCAUGCCUUACACAUAGUUUGCUGGUGUCUCAUUACAGUUUCACAGAACCAGUGACCCCAGCAUGGAACCAACCCCAAGACAAUCCCCUAAGAGCGGCCUUUUCUCGCUCAAAUUUCACCCGCGUCCUGCGCCAUGCAGGUUCAGCAAAGCUUCAGUUGUUCUUUUGCAUACUUAAGUGUUCUUCAAAGGGGAGAUAUUUUAGUAGGUGCAUCGCUUCUGAUACCCUCAGUAGUGCAAUAAACUUGAGCUUAGCAUGCGGUUUAUUUUACUGCACUUUAUUUUAUCGCUUUUUAUGUACAAUAUAAAGCAAAAGUCAUAGAUUGCCUUUCAUUGGCUGUCAAAGCGGCUAUGAAGUAAGAGGUAUUUCUUUGUUAACAGACAUUACUGAUGAGAUUAGACAUAAGAUAAUCCAAUUGCAUCAGGAGGGAGAAACGUUAAAAGGAAAAUAACUGGAAAAUCACUCCACUCCACAGUCCAUCCUUCAACUGUGAGAAGACA